AAUCGCGACAAAAGGAAUCUGUAUUUAGCCAAAGAAGGGCUUAUAUAUCCCGAAUCACCCGCCGCUGAAGGAGUCUCUCAAACCGAUCUUAAAAAGAGAUUAGCACUUGAAACAAAAAAGCGAAAAAUGCUUCAAAACACUCAUUAUUUUGUUUCGGAUACUCGUCUUUGCGUUCAUAAUCUUCCCCACAAUUGCGAUAACAAACAAUUGAGAAAAAUAUUUCUCAAUGCAGUCAACGACAAGAAAACACAAAUUAUUGAGGCGAGAGUUAUGUGCGAUCGACAUAAGAAUGAUCAGAAAUUUGGUAAAUCUAAAGGAUUUGGUUUCAUUGCUUUCACUGAACACAUCCACGCAUUGAAAGCGUUGAGACAAUUGAAUAACAACCCAAAUAUCUUUACGUCCGAUAAGCGACCAAUCGUUGAGUUUUCCAUUGAAAACAAAGUGGCUUUGAAUAAGAAGAAGCAUAGAAUGAACCGAAACGCCGACAAUCAGAAGAAUGGCCGACAGAGUGACCAAACAGAACACGAAUCGACCGAACAAUCGGUCGAAUACAGCGGUGUUAUGUCUAAACCAAAUAAACUGAAUGAGAAAAUUAAAGCCCCAAAAGUGAACCGAAAGUUAGGAGUAAUGCAAAAACAACUGAAGACUCGGAAAAAGGGGUUAAAGAAAAAUAAAACCAAAGAGUUUAAUGAGAAGAGACAUCAAGAAAAGGUUGAAAAACGAAACGCCCGUAAAAAAGAGACGAUUGAAAUACAAGACACACACGACAGGCAUUAUAUGAAAAGGAAAAACAUUUUCAAAGAUGAUAACAACCAGAAGAAUGACUCGAAACCACGGGCUAAG
This is a messenger RNA of Medioppia subpectinata, 843 nucleotides long. Lineage: Eukaryota; Metazoa; Arthropoda; Arachnida; Sarcoptiformes; Oppiidae. The record is from the annotation of a GenBank genome assembly.